Molecule: messenger RNA, 1266 nt
Organism: Sphaeroforma arctica JP610
Lineage: Eukaryota; Ichthyosporea; Ichthyophonida
Product: serine/threonine-protein phosphatase PP1-beta
Exons: 8
Coding region: 304-1266 (320 amino acids)
Cellular component (GO): nucleus; cytoplasm
Molecular function (GO): protein serine/threonine phosphatase activity
Source: RefSeq, a predicted model, not a curated record
CUUAGCCAUUCAUAAAGGCCAUUCAUAAAGAUAUAUAUUGUAGUGUAUGCACUCUUGCACUAUGCUAUUAUAAUUCGGUGCCUACCCUCUGGAAAAUAUAGAAACGAUCACGUCCAUACACACGAACCGAAUAAAGUAAAGUACAGUACAGUAGGUGUGCGUGCUGCAAACUCGGAUAGGGUGCUAAUAUAUAGCUGUCCGCAAAACUUUUUGAUUGACAGUGUAAUAUAUUGUUGAACAACGUAUUACAUGUAAUUCACAUACACAUACAUACACGAUUUUAAUAUAAACAGAUAUUCAAUCAUGGAAAUGUUAAACUUAGACUCUAUCAUAGAGCGAUUACUGGAGGUCCGCGGCAACCGACCAGGGAAACAAGUACCGCUUCUAGAGUCAGAGAUUAUUGGGCUGUGCAUGCGGACGCGCGAGAUAUUUUUAGAACAGCCUGUACUUCUGGAGCUAGCUGCGCCAAUCAAAGUGUGCGGUGACAUACACGGACAGUACUAUGACCUGUUAAGGCUAUUUGAGUACGGCGGUUUCCCUCCAGAGGCCAACUAUAUAUUCAUGGGUGACUACGUAGACAGAGGAAAGCAAUCGCUGGAGACUAUCUGCUUAUUGCUCGCUUACAAAAUUAAGUAUCCUGAGAACUUCUUCCUACUCCGCGGCAACCACGAAUGCGCGAGCAUCAACAGAAUAUAUGGCUUCUACGAUGAGUGCAAACGCCGAUAUUCGAUUAAGCUGUGGAAAACGUUUACAGAUUGCUUCAACUGCCUGCCUGUGGCUGCCAUUAUAGAUGAGAAGAUUUUCUGCUGCCACGGAGGACUCUCGCCGGAUCUCAAACACAUGGACCAAAUCCGAGAUCUAAAUAGGCCUCAGGAUGUACCCGAUUCUGGACUGUUGUGUGAUUUAUUAUGGUCCGAUCCUGACAAAGAUAUAUCCAGUUGGGGUGAUAAUGACAGAGGUGUGUCGUGGACAUUCGGUGCGGAAGAAGUGGCUAACUUUCUGGCACAGCACGAUCUUGAUUUGAUUUGUAGGGCUCAUCAGGUGGUUGAAGACGGCUACGAGUUCUUCGCCAACCGGCAACUGGUGACGCUGUUUUCUGCGCCCAACUACUGUGGAGAAUUCGAUAACGCCGGCGCUAUGAUGAGCGUCGAUGAGUCAUUGAUGUGCUCCUUCCAGAUUUUAAAACCGGCGGAAAAGAAGACUAAGUUCUCGUACGGUGGUGCGGCCAGUCGCCAACCAGCCACUCCUCCUCGCGCAAAGAAGUGA